Molecule: messenger RNA, 1388 nt
Organism: Brassica rapa (field mustard)
Lineage: Eukaryota; Viridiplantae; Streptophyta; Magnoliopsida; Brassicales; Brassicaceae
Source: RefSeq, a predicted model, not a curated record
CUGAUUUGAUAAAAGUGAUUCGCUUUGAAGUGAAUGUAUUUGGACGCUAUUGAGGCUCUAAAAAUUAAUCAACCAGAACAUCCCAAAACUGUAAUUAACUUAAAAGGGAUUUAUGGUUUCUCCGUUAACACAACACGCCGUUAAUCCCUUAUUCACCAUCAUUUCAGCACCAUGUUGUCAUUUUUUACCAUUUUGUCGUUUACUCCGUCAAAUAGUCAAAAGGCUUUGUCAACACAAUGAAAACAUCACUAAAUAAAUAGUAAAUAUAAUAUUCAUGUGUAUAUAUAACAAUUCGCCGAAGAGAGGAGGAGCCAGGAAAAGGGCAUAUAAAAUGGUAGAGAUUCCGAGAAGAUUUAACAUACUCGCUGCGGCUUUUGAUGUCGAGGCGGCGCGUGCACGUCCGCCGUGCGAUAGCAGCAGCGGAAGCGAUCACUUCCCUGAUGAGACAGCCGAUCUUUGGGAUCUGGUCGAAUCUUUUAUGGACAGCGAAGUGAAAGCUUUACCAGAGGAUAUUCCUGUGGAAGAUAAAGAUGAUAAGUCUGACGUUGAUGAUGAUUAUGAAGAUGUGAAGGAGAGGUUACGGGAGAUUUGUGAAAAUCUCGGUGGCGGCGGAGAGCGGCAGAGAAUAAUCGAGGAGGUAGUAAAUGCGAGUGAGAUCGUCGGACAGAAACGCCUCUUGAUGGCUUAUUUACGCGACAAAGGUUUCGAUGCAGGUCUUUGCAAGUCCAAGUGGGAGAGAUUUGGCAAGAACACGGCCGGGAAGUACGAGUACGUUGACGUUAAUCGAGGAGAUAAGAACCGCUUCAUCGUCGAGACAAAUCUUGCCAGCGAAUUCGAGAUUGCUAAGCCUACGACAAGAUACCUUUCUCUCUUAGCUCAACUACCACGUGUCUUCGUGGGAACACCUGAAGAGCUGAAAAAGUUUGUAAGAAUCAUGUGCUUUGAGAUAAGACGGUCGAUGAAGCGAGCGGAGAUUCACGUGCCACCGUGGAGGAGGAACGCCUACAUGCAAGCCAAGUGGUUUGGUCACUAUAAACGAACCUCUAAUGAAGUGGUAACUAGGGUUAAGAGCUGUGGCUGUGGACCACGUGUUGGGUUUGAGGGGUUGGUUAAAACGGCAACGUUUAACGGCUAUAAGGAGGUGGAGAGGAAGAGGCAGGGUUUAAAAGUUGGCCAGCUCACGGUGGCUUUCACCGGCAGUGGGGUGAGGUUGUCAUAGUCAAAGAACAAAGCAUAGGGCUUUGCGAGUUUAUAGUUGUGAGUUUUGAAUUACUUUGUAAAUAUAAGAUAAGUUUGAAGUGAGGGGUGUCACAGAAGCAAUCAUCAUCUAUUAUAAAGUUGUAGAUUGUGUUUCUCUAGCAGCGUAUAUGUUAAUUUUUAGUUGGGCC